CCAAUGGGGGAGGUUGGAUGGUUCCAUGGUCCCUUAGAGGUCGUGUGAGUUGCUCCCUCUAGUCUGGGAGCAGGAGGUUCCCGGGUGACCCCACCACGGCCUGUGACCUGGACCACAAACUGUGGCCUGAGCCCUGGGCUGCCACCUGAAUCCUGUGACGCGCUCCCAGCGAGCUCCGAGCCAGCACUGUGAACAACCCGACUCACCGAACCUUCCUGUCCCCCAGGGGGCGCCGUCGGGGGGCUCCUAGGGGCCUGGAUGACCAGCGGGCAGUUUAAGCCGGUCCCUCAGAUCCUCAUGGAGCUGCCGCCCGCCGAGCAGGAGAAGCUGCUCAACCAGGUCACAGCCAUCGUCAGGCACCUGGAGUGGACGGACGCCGUGCAGCUCACCAUGCUGGUCAUGGGCAGCGAGGCCCUGCAGGAGCGGCUGCUGGCGCUGCUCGUCGGCUACGUCACCAAGGAGCUGCAGGCCGAGGUGCAGUACGGAGACUAGGCUCGGGCGGGGGCACCGGACUCGGGGAGCGCCUGGGGGCCCUGUGCUGGGGCCUGUUCUGGAAAAUGCUGAUGAAGACGCCGUGGGCGCGGCCCGUGAGGAGCUG
Molecule: messenger RNA, 598 nt
Organism: Myotis davidii
Lineage: Eukaryota; Metazoa; Chordata; Mammalia; Chiroptera; Vespertilionidae
Product: chromosome unknown open reading frame, human C19orf12
Exons: 1
Coding region: 259-492 (77 amino acids)
Source: RefSeq, a predicted model, not a curated record